GGCCAGGGACUGGAUUCACAAAAAAGGUAAUAGGACUCUCUGUCGUUUCAAUGGCGUUUCGCUCCUUUCAGGUUUCUUGUUCUCAAACUUGGUAUUCUUCAAAAUUAAAUGGGCAGGUACGACUAUGGGCAUGAAAAGCGCAAUGAUGGCGACUGGCGGCCUUCUGGACGCGCGAAUCUGCCAUACCUGAGAAGACGAGUUCCUAGGAGAGUUUUCUACCUGAUUGCUUCCAUCGUGUGUGUGGUAUAUCUGUUCUGGACACAUCAAUGGCCCCCGCUAUCAUUCACCAUUGGCCGAACAGAAUCAGUAGCACAGGAAAACAAAGGCUUGCGAGAGUCUGCAGUCGGCCGAUGCCGCCAUCUGCCAGGAGCGGAUGACACUGUGGUGGUGAUGAAGACGGGUGGGACUGAGCUUGGGCACAAGUUACCGAUACAUCUCAACACCACACUCCUCUGCUACCCCAACAAGAUUAUCUUCAGUGACUACGAAGAGGACUUCCUCGACGAGCACAUUUUCGACGCUUUGGAGUCCGUGAAUGAGGUGACCAAAUCUCAGCAUCCCGAUUUUGAGCUUUGGAGACGUCUAAGAAAUGGCGGAGGGAGAAGGGCACUCGAACCACAUGAGCUUAGCGGCCAGGUCAGCAAAGUUGGAACCUCGAUGGGAAAGACUGACAACCCCGGCUGGCGUCUGGACAAGUGGAAAUUCUUGCCCAUUGUGAACAGGACUUUGUCGGAGUGGCCGAACAAGAAAUGGUACAUCUUCGUCGAGACUGACACCUUUAUCCACUGGCAAACACUGCUCAAUUACUUAGCAGCGCUCGAUCAUACGCGGCCGUACUAUAUCGGCGGGCCUAUGUGGAUUGGUGACAUACUGUUCGCCCACGGCGGGACCGGAUUUGUGAUCUCUAAGCCCGCGCUCGAGAGUGUGGUGAGCAUGUUCAGAGGCCAUCAGACUGAAUGGGAGUGGUUCGUAAAUGACUUUUGGGCUGGCGAUGGAGUACUCGGGAAAGCAAUGAUUGAUUCUGGUACACGGAUGACCCAUGGAUGGCCCAUCUUUCAAGGCGACGGCAUCGGAAGCAUGGACUGGACUCGCAACGAAGGCGGUCGCAGGCUGUGGUGUUCUCCAACCGCGAGCUACCACCAUUUGACUCCGAGCGUUGUCGAAGACCUUUGGCGGUGGGAGAUGGACUGGAUGGCGCAGGUUGAUGAACCGCAAGCCGUGCUGCACCAUCACGAUAUGUACUCCAUGUAUCUGCUACCUCGGAUCCAGAAGCCACGGAUCAAUUGGGACAACCAGUGCAAGGAUGACAAGGGACCAGUGGCCGAUCUCGAGGAAUGUCGCAGCAUCUGUCAACAGUCCAGGACAUGUUUGCAAUAUUCCCUGAGCAUCGAUUCGAGAUGUCUGGUUUCAGAGAGACCGCAGCUUGGUGAGAUGGCCAAAGGAGUGGAAUCUGGCUGGAUCGCGGAUAGGAUGGAGCAAUUUGCCAAAGAGCAGGAACCUUGCCCUCAUGGUGAAGAGGCGUGGAUUUACUGAAGGGUGUUGCUGCUUGUUGUUGAAGAACUCGCCGAAUUCAAGCGCAUCUAAUUUCACCGAAUGAACACAUCCUGCGGCGCGGUCCACUGCUCCAUCGCAAGCGCCUCGCCAUUCAUGACACCUUGAACGU
Molecule: messenger RNA, 1663 nt
Organism: Cercospora beticola
Lineage: Eukaryota; Fungi; Ascomycota; Dothideomycetes; Mycosphaerellales; Mycosphaerellaceae
Cellular component (GO): membrane
Molecular function (GO): N-acetylgalactosaminide beta-1,3-galactosyltransferase activity
Source: RefSeq, a predicted model, not a curated record